Messenger RNA from Ramularia collo-cygni, 990 nucleotides. Its product is annotated as related to kinetoplast-associated protein KAP. The coding region runs from base 1 to 990 and encodes 329 amino acids. Lineage: Eukaryota; Fungi; Ascomycota; Dothideomycetes; Mycosphaerellales; Mycosphaerellaceae. The transcript is spliced from 2 exons. Gene Ontology annotation, biological process: protein folding in endoplasmic reticulum. Gene Ontology annotation, molecular function: protein binding. The record is from RefSeq and is a predicted model, not a curated record. Gene Ontology annotation, cellular component: EMC complex.
AUGGCGAACUCACUGCUCAUGCCACCGAGCAGCUCAGAGCCUCAGAAUGCCCUGGCGCUCUCACAGCAAGCACCCAGCUUCUUCAAAUCGCAAACCUCCUGGUCCCUGCCGUACCCAUUGAGCCUGUUCUCCAACUCCGAGUCGCAAGAGAAGUGGCAAAGCUAUGAAAACAUUCUCAUCGCAUGUCUACGGACCGGGGACAAUGAGUCCGCAUAUCUAUAUCUGGAGGAGCUCACCGACCGCUUCGGAGAAACAAACGAGAGAGUGAUCGCGCUUCGGGGUUUAUAUGCAGAGGCCACGGCGCGGACACCACAGGAACUGGACGAUGUGAUGGCAAACUACGAGGAGAUUUUGAAAGAGGAUCCAUCCGUCUUUACCAUUCGCAAGCGCAGGGCGGCAUUACUGCGAUCCAUGGGCAAAACAUCGGAGGCUGUGACUGCUUUGACAAAUCUUUUGGACACUUCGCCUACGGAUGUUGAGACGUGGGCAGAGUUGGCGGAUGUCUAUGUUGAGCUUGGCUUGUAUGAACAGGCAAUCUUCUCUCUGGAAGAAGUGCUGCUCUUUGCGCCCAAUGCAUGGAAUAUGCAGGCGAAGCUGGGUGAGGUGCUAUACUUGUCGGCGGUCCGCGCAGAAGGUGGAGAUCAGUUGAAGACGUUGUCAGAAAGCAUGAGGAGAUUCUGUCGGAGCAUCGAGCUUUGCGAUUAUUACUUGCGCGGGUACUAUGGCCUGAAGCUGUCGACUACAAAGCUGCUGGACGUCCUGGCAACAUCAAAGAAGUCGCAGCAAGCAGCUGCGGAUCCCGUCACAGGCGAGCUGGCCACACCCUCCCUUGCUGCUGUGACCAAACUUAACGAAGUCGCUACGUCGAAGCUGGUCGAAAUAGUGCGAAGAAGCGCAUCAGGCGAGAAGGACUGGGAUGGAUACAAUGCCGCCGAGGUUAUCGCCGCACGCGAACUCAUAGAGAAAGAUGUGCAGAAGAUUCAACGAUGA